Messenger RNA from Metarhizium album ARSEF 1941, 2829 nucleotides. Its product is annotated as autophagy protein Atg13. Gene Ontology annotation, cellular component: extrinsic component of membrane; phagophore assembly site; Atg1/ULK1 kinase complex. The record is from RefSeq and is a predicted model, not a curated record. Gene Ontology annotation, biological process: piecemeal microautophagy of the nucleus; autophagosome assembly; mitophagy. The coding region runs from base 1 to 2829 and encodes 942 amino acids. The transcript has 3 exons. NCBI's taxonomy places the organism in Eukaryota, Fungi, Ascomycota, Sordariomycetes, Hypocreales, Clavicipitaceae.
AUGCAUCAACAGGCGAGACCGCCGCCGAGGCUGUCCGUGUCACCGGCGUCGUCGCCGCAGAUCAACCAAACCAGCCAGACCAGACCCAACACCGCCAGAGAUGCCGCCCAGAGCACCCGCCAACGUGCCGGCUCCAAUGUCUCCGGGAGGGACCCUACAGCGUCGCCGACCGUGGAAAACAACCCAGCCUUGGGCCCUCCGGCUGAUUCCGUCAAGAAGCUGGAUCAAAUCGUCCAGAAUUUCUUCAACAAGGCCGCCGUCUUGAUUCUCGAGUCGAGAAUGAAAGUCCAGCCCAUCCGUAAUGCAAGUGGCCAGAGGAAAACGAAUAAAUGGUUCCAAAUAGAAACGGACGAAAUAGAUGAUUUCAGAGACGAGCUCAAAACGUGGAAGACAUGCGGGAGCAUAGAUCACCGCCCGCCGCCGUUGAUCAUCGAGACAUUCCUGGACACCUCGAGUCUCAAAGAGAGUCAAAGCCUUGUCAUUCUCGAUGAUGACGGCAAGCGCUGGGACGUAAUGGAACAGCUCAACUCAUCCGAGUCAUCAUCUAGUGGCAGCUAUCACACUGCCUCCACGUCGAGGAACGCAGAAGUGGUACUGGAGCGAUGGCAUAUAGAUCUCAAGACGACGCAGACCCUUCUCGCCGAGGAUUUUGGCCCAAUCUUACCCACCAUCUACAAAAAGGCUAUUGUUUUUUUCCGAUCACUUUUCAUCACAACCAAGCUUCUUCCGGCUUGGAAGUUUGCAAGCCAGAGCUCGGCCAAGGCCUCUCAUCCUGCUCUCACCCCUCGAUGUCGAAUCCGCGCUUCAGAACCGGGUAAACUAGCUACGGAUCUGUUGAAGCAUCCCAUCGAUGGCCGACGAGACCCCGUAACCGAGUAUGUAUUUGGCGACCUUGAAGUUCCGGUAGGCCGUUUCAGCACGGCUGUCGUAUAUCGAAACUACUGUGGCUUUCGGAUUGAUGAUUCCGAGUCACUGCUGAGUUCUCGCUUCAUGGGAGCUGAUGAGAAUUUGUUCAAGCCUUCAGUCACACAGAGGACUGACCGAACCCACGGCCGAGUCGCUGAGGUUGGAUCGCUCCAUGACCACCGUCGUCGUACACUGAGUGAUCUCCACCAAACCUAUGGGAGCUUGUCAACCUUCCACGGCGACGGUCCGUUGGGGACAAGUCCUUUAUCAGCACUCAGAUCUGUCAAAGCCCCUGGCUCGGAUACUAGCUCUCCACCAACGUCCCUGCCAGCGGACAUUGGGAGUGAAGUCGCCCCCAGCUCUAUGCCCAUUUCAGGCCGCACUUCCAUCCCUAGGGCAGUUGCCAGUCGACCGGGGGAGAGCUCAAGCAGGAGAACAUCCAUAUCUUUUCAGCCCUUCAAGGCCGGCUCUCUAUCCGGAUCGCCGGUCCCCCGACAACUGGAGCCCGAAUCUCCUUCCUCGACACAUUCACACAGUCGCCCCGUAAACUUUCCGACGAGCUCACAACCUCGGAACAGAAGUUCAUUGACGGCAGGGAUGCCCGCUUCUCUCCGUGGCGGGCCACCCUCGAGCUCUGUUGAAACACCGAUGGCUGGCCCGCCCCGACCGGCGUCCACUGGCCGCUACAGCAGCAGCUUCACACACAGACGAGGGCGUAUGUCCACAGGUCGAGCUGGGGAUGACGAACAAAACAGUAGCGGACGACAGAGCCCAGCGUCUUCGGUCGCUCAGCCUGGAUCUGGCCUGCUGGCAGAAACUGGCGGGGCCAGUUCUGGGUCAUUACAUGCCGAGGAGGAUGCCAUUUCAGACUUCUUGAAGGCUCUGGACAGCCGUAAAAUCCUCAAAAGCUUUGAGCCAACCAAGCGAGGCGAGUUUGCGGCGAACAAAACGGUAGCCCAGCUGUCCAAGUUCCAUUUGAUGAGGGACUCGAACAAUGCUCUGACAGAGUCCAUGACGUCGUCAAUGCAGAUGCAACGAUCGUCGAGCUCAUCAAGCAGACAAUUGACGAGCGUUCCCGGCAUGGUAGCUCCAGCCUCUAUGUCUGUCUCGUCUUCUCCCGGAAAACCCGUGUCUCCCCACACCCCUCACACACCUGCCAUUCCGUCUCGACUGAGCGAGAACUCCAUCAUUGAUUACACUGCCACGGGAAGGAUCACUUCGCGAGGGGGCCGGCGACGGCAAGCAUCUGCUGUCCCGGAGCCGAGCAGAGAAAGCACCAUUACGCAGCAAGGCACAACUGCUAUCGACAUACCAUUGUCGCCUCGCAUUGUGUCGUAUCAGAGACGGUCAAGCUCAGCAGCUCAGCAGACUCGUGCGGCGAUUGAAGAUGACGAGACAGACUUGGCAUUUGCGGGCGCACACCGUAGCAUUAGCCUCGGGGCUGGCGACAGAGAGCCCCCUACCAUGAGUGUAUUGCUAGGUCGCCAGCUGCAAAUGGAGAAUGAGGCGACCGGCGGUGGCGGCAUCACCAGCGGCCUGCGAACGGCUACCAGGAUUCGGCCAUCAGAUGCAUCCACAUCGGAUGUCAUGCAACGUGGCUCUAAUGAGGAUAACUUACCGGAUGGGUUGAUGCCCUCGAGCGUUCAAUCAGAAUCCCCAUUCCCGCGACGUCGGUACGCUGGCAUGGGGGCAGCUUCCAAGGCAACACCAGCGCCGCAAUCCUCGCGCGGGAGUUUUGCCGGGUCGCUCAGCCGACUGGCAAGAGCCGAUGACGAAGUGGUGGGCGAAGAGCCACUUGUAUUUGAUCUAUCAGAGAUGGACGCGCAAGGCAGACGAAGCCUCGAAGAAGGACGCGGAGUAGGCAAUGCAAGCAACGAACGGAGUGCUUUCGAGCCGAGGGGAACAACACGAAGAGGGUGGUAA